AAACUCACCACAGCAUAUCAAACACUUUUUUUCUAUAUAUAAAAAAAAAAAUUUCAUCAAUGGCAGAGCAACAACAGAUACAGCAGGCGAUCCAGCUGCCGCCACGGUCCCACCAGGUAGUGAAGGCAGCUACUGCAGCCACUGCUGGCGGAUCCUUCCUACUUCUCUCUGGCUUGAUCCUUGUUGGGACCGUCAUUGCACUCACCAUAGCUACUCCAUUGCUGGUCAUUUUCAGCCCCGUUCUUGUUCCUGCGGUUAUCGCAGUUGGUCUCAUAAUCACGGGGUUCCUGGCGUCUGGUGGUUUCGGUGUUGCAGCUAUCUCCGUCUUGUCAUGGAUCUAUAGGUAUGUUUCUGGGAAGAAGCCACCAGGGGCAGAAAGUCUAGACCAGGCACGCAUGAAGCUGACAGGGAAGGCACGAGAAAUGAAGGACAGGGCCGAGCAGUACGCUGGUCAACAAACAUCUUAGAAGUGUCUCCUCAUCCCAUCUCUGCCUGCUUGAUGGAGAAACAUAUUCAUAUAGAUGUAUAAUCAAAGAUAAGGGUGGAGACGCAUAAAAUGGAGGAGUUGCAAUCAACUCCAGUCAAGGCCAUUGCUUGUGUAGAGUUCUUUUUGUUUUUGGGUUACCUGCUCGUGGAUGGAUCUUUUGUGUGUGUGUGUCUAAAAAUAAUUUCUUGUCAGGAGCUGUCUGCAUCCUUAUAAUGAAGUCUUAUUUCUUGGUUUGUGUAGUAA
This is a messenger RNA of Manihot esculenta (cassava), 730 nucleotides long. Its product is annotated as oleosin 1. The transcript is spliced from 2 exons. Bases 60 to 467 code for a protein of 135 amino acids. Lineage: Eukaryota; Viridiplantae; Streptophyta; Magnoliopsida; Malpighiales; Euphorbiaceae. The record is from RefSeq and is a predicted model, not a curated record. Gene Ontology annotation, biological process: lipid storage; sexual reproduction. Gene Ontology annotation, cellular component: monolayer-surrounded lipid storage body; extracellular region; membrane.